UGGAGUGAUACCUUUGAGGAAAAUUUUGUUAGCGCGUAAAAUUUGUGGAAUAAACAAUGUGAACAAAAUUGUGAAUGCUCACAAGAGUUCGACCAGCCAGCUGAGCGAUGGCGAGCUUGCGGAUGCGUACGUCCCAAGUCAGGUGGAACAGCGUCCGUUGGAGGAUUGGUUUUUCCAACCCACGCUGAAAACUCCCCGCCAGUUUUUCACAAUGUUACUGCCGCCGCCAAACAUAACUGGCACUUUGCACUUAGGACACGCGUUCACUGCAACAAUACAGGACGUCAUUUUAAAAUGGAAUCGCAUGAAUGGCAUUGACACUUUGUGGAUCCCGGGAAUGGAUCAUGCCGGUAUUGCGACGCAGGUGAUUGUCGAGAAGAAAAUUUGGGCGGAGAGGCGACGCACACGACACGACAUCGGCCGUGAUGAAUUCGAACGCGAGGUGUGGAAAUGGAAAACCGAAAAGUCCAAUGUUAUAGGCGCCCAAUUGCGUCGAUUGGGUGUUUCGAUCAAUUGGGAGCGGGAAUUCUUCACCAUGGAUACACAGCGAGCGACGGCUGUCAUCGAAGCCUUCCUCAAGCUGCACGAAGACGUUUUGAUUUACGAGGCGGACGCGCUCGUCAACUGGUCCUGCGGCCUGCAGUCCGCUAUCUCGGACAUCGAAGUCGAGCAUGUGGAAAUUUCCGGACCCACGCAAAUCAACAUUCCCGGCCGCGAGAAACCAGCCGAGUUUGGCCACCUCACCGAAUUUGCUUAUCAAUUAUCGGAUGAUCGAAGCCGGGAGGCUGUGGUGGCAACCACGCGACCCGAGACUAUGUUGGGCGAUGUGGCACUUGCAGUCCACCCGAAUGACCAGCGCCAUACGACGCUAAUUGGCAAACAUGUGGUGCAUCCGUUCCGCCAAACCCUACUGCCGAUUAUUGCCGAUGAAUUCGUCGAUAUGAAUUUUGGCACCGGUAUUGUUAAAAUCACCCCCGGUCAUGACCACGAUGAUUUCGAGGUGGGCAAACGACACAAUCUGCAGGUGCUUAGUGUGUUGGAUGAGAAAGGUCGAAUGAUUAAUUGCGGCGAGUUUGAUCAUCUGGAUCGCUUCGAUGCGAAGGAAAAAGUUUUAAGUGCACUUGAAUCUUUGGGCCUAUUGAGGGGUAGAAGGGAUCAUGCUAUGUCUCUUCCUAUCUGUACGCGGUCCAAGGACGUGGUGGAACUUUUAAUGAAACCACAAUGGUUCAUCGACUGUAGGAAGAUGGCUCAGAUUGCUCUUGAAAACGUCCAAAAGGGCAACAUUCACAUCGAACCGAAACGCUUUGAGAAGACUUGGGAGACUUGGCUCGAAAACAUCCGUCCGUGGUGUAUUUCUCGUCAAUUGUGGUGGGGUCAUCGCAUUCCAGCAUACCGUGCGAUCGAACCCAACGGAACAACUCACACCCUCAUUGCGCGCAACCACGAGGAAGCUCUCAGCCUCACUGCGAAAGUUACUUCCGAACAGUGCCAAAUCAAACAAGUCGACGACGUGCUAGAUACAUGGUUCUCGUCUGCCUUGCUACCUUUGAGUGUUUUCGAUUGGCCUGCCGAGACGUCAAACAGCCGCUAUCCUCUGAACGUGAUGGAAACUGGACACGAUAUCCUCUUCUUCUGGGUGGCGCGUAUGGCGAUGUUGUGUACGCAUCUCAGCGGGCGUAUACCUUUCGAAAAGGUACUGUUGCACGGAGUUGUCUGCGAUGCGCAUGGUAAGAAGAUGUCGAAGAGUUUGGGCAAUGUUGUUGCCCCCGAGGACAUCGUCGAAGGUCGCACUUUGAAAGAUUUAGAAGCGGCGACAAGUCAGGCGAAAAAUCAAGGAUUGUUGUCCACAGAGGACGCACAAAAGGCCAUCAAGGGACAGCGAAAGAUGUUCCCCGAUGGGAUUCACCAAUGUGGCGUCGAUGCAUUGAGAUUCACCCUCUGCUCGUACAAUUUUAAAAAUCACUUUGUCAACUUUGAUGUGCAAGAAUGCAAAACUAACAAGUUCUUCGGAAACAAGUUGUGGCAGGCUACAAAGUUCACGGUAAAGUGGCGCGCCGUCCUGGCGACGCAAUUUCCGAAAACAGAUCGGCGACAUCGUUCACCCGUCGCCUGGGAACACGAACAAGAUGUUCGCGUUAUGGAUAAAUGGAUCCUGAGCCGAUUGAAUUUCAUGUUGGCGGAAGUUAAUGAAGCAUUAAGCGGCGAUAAUUUUCACAUCGCCACCGCCGCACUAAAGAACUUUCUUUACUACGAGUUUUGCGAUGUUUAUCUGGAGAGUACCAAACGAGGUUUGUGCGAGGGCAACGUGAUGCACGCGUUGAUACUGGAGCACUGUCUGCUUUUGGGCAUGAGGACGCUGGCGCCGUUCAUGCCGUAUUUAUCGCAACACUUGUACGCGCACUUGGCGGCGGAUGCAUCGCGCUCGCAUGCACACGCCGCCGUCGAGUAUUAUCCGCUGCCGGAAAAUCGAUACAGAGAUGCAGCGCUGGAGCGUCGCGUCGGAAAAUUGAUGGAUGUCGUUAUCGCCAUAAGGCGGCUCAAGAAGAUUUUUAACGUCACUGCUAAACAUCAUCCUAAAGUGAUUAUUAACACCGAGGAUGAAUUCCUCCGUGAGAAUAGCAACACCAUCAUGGAUUUAUCCGCAUGUGCAUGCUUGGAAUUCAAUUCCCCGACGGGAUCUUCAUCCGGAUCCUACAUUUCGGACAAAGUCGAUUCCGCCGAGAUUCUGCUACACGUGCCCGAGGAGUUGCAGCGCGCGCUUACGGUCGACGCCGAAAAAUUCGAGGUGAAACGCGCCAAACUCGCCAAGGAAUUGAACAAACUGCGUGCGAGCAUGUCGUCGCCGUCGUACGCCGAAAAAGUUUCGCCCAGCUCGCACGAGAACAAUCUUCGCAAGAUUGCACAACUUGAGCAGAAAAUUAUGCGGCUCAAUUACGUGCAAAGUUUAGCCGAACAACGAAAUUGUUUCGCUCAAUAAUAAUGCAUAAUUGAAGUAACAUCGAAUGAGUGGGAGGCGUUUUGUAACACAUUUCUGUGGUGUGCAUAAAGUUUUCAGUUGACACAUAAUUUGCUAUGAGGUGGCAAAGUAAACUCUGUGUACAGAUAUUGUGAAAAUAGAACAAAGAGAAGUCUCAUUAGUGCGAUGUUUGUGUCCCACUGCAGGUACUCUCCAGAACGCCUGCAGCUGCUACUGCAGCGACUCAAGGACCUGUUUAUUUAAUGUACAUUCUAGCGCUGCCGGGAUAAAUACACACGCGUGGAUUAUUGAUUGUAUUGAUUAAAAUGUUUAAACUUUUAUGAGCAUUUUUUAUGUUUGCCAAUUCUCAGCACGAAGUGGUUUUACUUUGUAGAUUAUUCAAAUGUAUAACAAAAUAGAAAAAUAGUUUUUUAUGAAAUAAAUGAACAAAAUUUA
Dalotia coriaria is the source of this 3412-nucleotide messenger RNA. Its product is annotated as valine--tRNA ligase-like. The coding region runs from base 212 to 2977 and encodes 921 amino acids. Gene Ontology annotation, cellular component: cytosol. Lineage: Eukaryota; Metazoa; Arthropoda; Insecta; Coleoptera; Staphylinidae. The transcript is spliced from 8 exons. The record is from RefSeq and is a predicted model, not a curated record. Gene Ontology annotation, biological process: valyl-tRNA aminoacylation. Gene Ontology annotation, molecular function: valine-tRNA ligase activity; aminoacyl-tRNA deacylase activity; ATP binding.